AUGGGAGUGUCAGUUUCAGCAGAAAUUGAAACUUUGUCAGAACGGACGACGAGCAAAACAACAAAAAUCACAGAUCAGAAAAAGCAACAAGUUAGAAACUACCAGAAGAAUUUGCCUGAUGUUCUGAAAGAUGAAGACGAAUUUUGGUUCAGUCGAAAUAUGCAAGAUGUUGCCUCUUUGCAGGAAAUUCCUCCUACAUCAAGUCCGACAACACUUCCACCAUCGGCAUCUCCAUCAACAACGCCGACAGGCUGCAGCUAUUUAAUUGACGAAUGUCCAUCGAAGUGUUGGGAAGUUGAAGUAGAUAAACGCCCACCGACGUGCACUUCAAUAGCAGCAGCUUUUCCAUUUCUCCAAGGCUGCAAUUCUCUCCCCUUUGAUUAUAUUGACUGCCCCGAAUGUUGUCCCGAUGAAUGCAUUGACGAAAACCGUGACAGAGAAGGUUGUGAUCCUACUCCAGUGCCAUCACCAGCACCUUCUCCCGUUCCGAGUGUUGCGCCAACAAUGAGACCGACUGGUUGCAAUUAUUUGAUUGAAGAAUGCCCUUUGAGAUGCUGGGAAGUUGGCGAAGGCGCACGGCCUCCAACAUGUAGUUCGAUUGCAGCAUCGUUCCCUUUCCUCCGAGGGUGCAACUCGCUUCCCUUUGAUUACAUUGAAUGCCCCGAAUGUUGCCCCGACGAGUGCAUAGACGAAAAUCGUGAUAGAAAAGGCUGUGAUCCUACAGCUUUACCAUCACCAGCACCUUCACCGGCGCCUUCUGCAGUUCCGACUCCCGUACCAUCAGCAACACCAACAGCAUUUCCAUCAUCGGUGCCAAGUCCAAAUCCAUCACCAGGGCCAUCACCAGGACCUUCACCGGCGCCUUCUGAAGCUCCGAGUGUCAUGAAGUCUGCAACACCAACAUCGAUCCCAUCAUCGGGACCAUCGCCAGUGCCUUCAUCCGCACCUUCUGCAGGCCCGAGUGUCAUGAAGUCUGCAACACCAACAUCGAUCCCAUCAUCGGGACCAUCGCCAGUUCCUUCAUCGGCACCUUCUGCAGGCCCGAGCAUCAUGAAGUCUGCAACACCAACAUCGAUUCCAUCAUCAAGACUAUCGCCAGUACCUUCAUCGGCACCUUCUGCAGGCCCGAGUGUCAUAAAAUCUGGAACACCAACGUCAGCUCCAUCAUCUGCGCCAAGUUCAAAUCCAUCAUCAGGACCAUCACCAGUACCAAGCAUGCUGCCGUCGAAAUGUUCUGAAGUGAUCGAAUCAUGCCCUCAUGACUCUUGUUUCCUAUCACACGGAGACCCAACUCGUCCACCAGAUUGUACUGACCCCAGCAUUGACCGACCGGAAUGCGAUGCUGUCCCACCUCCAGAAGGGAUUGCCUGUCCAGUUUGCUGUGCAUCUGAGUGCCGGUCAGAUCACCCUAUGUUCAGUCUUUCUCCUGACGGAACAGCACCAGAGUGCUCACCUACUGCAGUACCGUCGCCAGCACCAUCAGCCGCGCCAACAAGUGCCCCCACACCCUGUAUAGAGAUGUUGGAGAAUUGUCCAGCUGAUUGUCUCAGUUCGGACGUGGACACUCGUCCUUCUAGUUGUGGUCUGCUACAGCGAGACGAUUGCGAUCGAAUUCCAUUUCAGGAUGGCUGCCCAUUGUGUUGCCCAGCUAUUUGCCUCGAUUUUGAUCCUGAUAACUGUGGAGCACCGACACCUGUGCCGUCUCCGCUGCCAUCUUCUGCACCUACCGUGAUGCCGAGUCCACUUCCAACUUCAAUUCCAUCAUCUAGUCCAACAUCUGCGCCCUCAUCAGUACCAUCUUCGGCACCCUCACCAGUACCGUCUACGGAUCCAUCAUUGACGCCUUCUGAGGAACCAACAGCAGCAGCGGUCAUUCUCUUGGAGACACAAAAACCAAGUAGCAAACCAAGUGCGAGACCCACCGAUCUGCCUUCGCCGCUACCAAGUCCAUCUCCAUCAUCCAUGCCAACUGAAUGCACAUACUUGAUCGAUAAGUGCCCAGCCUUAUGUUUCGAAACUGAUCCGAUGAAGCGGCACCCUCGAUGUAUUGAUUUUAAUCGACCAGAUUGCGAUGUUUUACCAUAUGAUGAAGCCAAUUGUCCGCAGUGUUGCCCAUCGGAGUGCGAUGGAGCCCGAGAUCGGGAAGACUGCAGCCCAACGCCAGUACCAUCACCAAAACCGUCACCAAUACCAUCUUCGAAGCCAUCUAUCGAAGCAUCGGUGGGACCUUCUGCUACACCAUCCGAGACUCCUACUUCAUGCAGCCAUUUGAUUGAUGAGUGUCCCACUGGAUGCUGGGAGAUUGAUCCUAAUGAUAGACCGGCAAGUUGUGCAUCUAUAGGAAACACCAUGUGCAACGUUUUGCCUCUACCAGUCGGAAUCGACUGCGGAUGUUGCCCAGACAAGUGUUUGGAUCCACAAGACAGAAUCGACUGCAGCCCGACACCAUUGCCGUCUCCGGUUCCAUCGUCAAAACCCACAGAUCUGCCUUCUCUGCUACCAAGUCCGGCUCCGUCAUCCAUGCCAAGUGAAUGCACAUACUUGAUCGACGAGUGCCCAGCCUUGUGUUUCGAAGCUGAUCCAAUGAAACGGCACCCUCAAUGCGCCGACUUUGAUAGGCCAGAUUGCGAUGUUUUACCAUAUGAUGAAGCCGACUGUCCGCAGUGCUGUCCGUUGGAAUGCAAUGGAGCCCGAGAUCGGGAAGACUGCAGUCCAACGCCUGUACCAUCGCCAAUGCCUUCUUCGAAGCCAUCUAUUGAAGCAUCGGUGGGACCUUCUGAUACGCCCUCCGAGGCUCCUACUUCAUGCAGUCAUUUGAUUGAUGAGUGUCCCACUGCAUGCUGGGAGACCAACCCCAAUGAUAGACCAGCAAGUUGUUCAUCUAUCGGAAACAACAUGUGUAACGUUUUACCUUUGCCAAUCGGAAUCAAGUGCGGCUGCUGCCCAGACAAGUGUUUGGAUCCACAAGACAGAAUUGACUGCAGCCCAACACCUUUGCCUUCCGUAGGACCAUCAUAUGUACCAUCCCCCGAACCUUCAUCAACGCCGUCGCUUGAUCCAACUUUAGAACAAUCUUCGUAUCCGUCAACGGUUCCUUCGAGCAGUCCAACAAGAGUUCCUUCCCGCGAUCCAUCGAGUCCUCCAUCAGACGCACCGUCAAUGAAACCAUCAGAGACUCAGUCGGCAUCACCGUCUGAUGCGCCAUCUAAGGCUCCAACAGAGAGUCCUUCGGCCAUGCCGACUUCUUGUAAUCAUUUGAUUGACGAGUGUCCCGUUGCAUGUUGGGAAGCUAACCCCAAUGACCGCCUUGCAAGCUGUGUUUCCGUUGGAAGGACUAUCUGCAGAAACAUCCCAUUGCCAUCUGGUAUUUCUUGCGACUGCUGCCCAGACGAGUGUCUCAAUCCACAGGACAGAGUCGAAUGUAGUCCUACACCACUACCUUCGCCAAAACCUUCGGGAAAACCUACUUUGCCUGGAGUGAUUGUCUUGGAGACUCUAAAACCUAGCAAUGAUCCCAGUAUGGUUCCUUCUUCGAAGCCAUCUAUCGAAGCAUCAGUGGGACCUUCUGCUACACCAUCCGAGACUCCUACUUCAUGCAGCCAUUUGAUUGAUGAGUGUCCCACUGGAUGCUGGGAGAUUGAUCCUAAUGAUAGACCGGCAAGUUGUGCAUCUAUAGGAAACACCAUGUGCAACGUUUUGCCUCUACCGGUCGGAAUCGACUGCGGAUGUUGCCCAGACAAGUGUUUGGAUCCACAAGACAGAAUCGACUGCAGCCCGACACCAUUGCCGUCUCCAAUCCCAUCACCUGGUCCGACAGCUUUGCCGUCUUCGGUUCCAUCGUCAAAACCCACAGAUCUGCCUUCUCUGCUACCAAGUCCGGCUCCGUCAUCCAUGCCAAGUGAAUGCACAUACUUGAUCGACGAGUGCCCAGCCUUGUGUUUCGAAGCUGAUCCAAUGAAACGGCACCCUCAAUGCGCCGACUUUGAUAGGCCAGAUUGCGAUGUUUUACCAUAUGAUGAAGCCGACUGUCCGCAGUGCUGUCCGUUGGAAUGCAAUGGAGCCCGAGAUCGGGAAGACUGCAGUCCAACGCCUGUACCAUCGCCAAUGCCUUCUUCGAAGCCAUCUAUUGAAGCAUCGGUGGGACCUUCUGAUACGCCCUCCGAGGCUCCUACUUCAUGCAGUCAUUUGAUUGAUGAGUGUCCCACUGCAUGCUGGGAGACCAACCCCAAUGAUAGACCAGCAAGUUGUUCAUCUAUCGGAAACAACAUGUGUAACGUUUUACCUUUGCCAAUCGGAAUCAAGUGCGGCUGCUGCCCAGACAAGUGUUUGGAUCCACAAGACAGAAUUGACUGCAGUCCGACACCCUUGCCGUCUCCAAUCCCAUCACCUGUUCCAACACCUUUGCCUUCCCCAGGACCAUCAUCUUUGCCUUCAUCUUCAGAUCUAGGCGUAAUUAUGGACACACAACAGCCCAGUGAAAGUCCAAGCUCGGCGCCAUCCAUGUCGCCUUCGACUGUGCCUUCUGCUGGAUUGUCGACGGUACCGUCAGGAUUACCAUCAAUUAUUCCUACUUUUUUGCCCUUUCUUGCAGAGGCUGAAGGAUGCGGUCUCGAUAUAUCUGUCGACGAAAGCUGUAUGGUUGCAUGCAGUUUUGAUUUAUGUGUGGAACGGCCAUAUCGCAUGCAGAUGCUUUACACAGGAGGGGGAUGUGAAGGAACAUCUUUCAAACGUUGCGCUGGGGAAGACUCGGAUGCAUGCACAUGUACGAAGGAAGAUGUUCCAUGCUUCCAGUGGAAUCAAAACAACUCUUGUAAAGAUUUUGAUGCAGAAGGAAACAUCUGCAACAAUCUCCAACAGACAUGCGAAGGAGGAGCUACAGCGGGUUUGGCUUCGGAGUGUGGACCACCGCCUUCAAAUGAAAACCACAAGGUCUAUAUCGAAGCUUUUGGCCGAGAGGAGUCGUAUUUUGCAGGUCCCGUCAAUGUCAAUGCGACCUGGGAAGCGAUGACAACAACUGAUGCGGUCGACGACUACACUGAUAUUUUCACAUACGACUGGGAUGAGAACUCGGGGAAAGGACGGCUAAUGCAGCAUGUUGUUUUUGAUAGCUCUUGCAAAGAAGACCUGGUCCUCAGUGACCAAUUUGGCUGUCAUCAGCUUCGCGAAAUGGACUCUUAUUGCCAACCUUCCUGCAAUGAUGGAGGAUGUAUGGAUGUUACCGAAAACGGUUUGACGUUUGGUCGACGAAGUAUUUCAUUGCUCAUGGAGACUGACGCCCAGCUUCGACUUGAUAAGCUCAUUGGCUCUAUUGCGAGAGCUGGAACAGACAAUAAUGUUCAGCUGGAACAUGUUCUUGGGCUCUACACACCAGUAGACUUCAGCGCUCCAGGAACUCUGUUGAACUUCAGCGAAGCAAUCGGCCAAGUGGUCCCUCCUCCAGUCGAACUCAGUCAAUCUGGUCUUGUAAUUUCAGCCAAAACGAACUACAGUGUAGCAACGAUUGUUACUGGGUUCCUACUUGGCGACAGAGGCAGUCCAUGUCAACAGAUUGCGGAAUCGCAAAUUGGAUGCCGCCGAGUACAAGAGCUACCUUGUCAGUGUCCACCAUGUGUCGCAAGUCAGCUUUCUUCCCUGCCACCAGUCGGUAUAUCACCACCAUCAUCAGAUCCGCCACCAACGGGAGGCCCACCACCAACAGGAGUACCGCCCAUUCCCUCCGCACCGCCUCCAACCCCCAAUCCACCAUCACUAGGAGCCCCAUCACCAACAGGAACGCCUUCAAGUCCCUUAGUACCUAUUCCAGCCCCCACUCGUGUCCCUGCUGGGAAGGCGGACAAGUCGAAGGGUGGAAAGAGCGGGACGAGCAAUUCAUCGAAGGGUAAACAAGAUGGCAAAGCUGAUAAGUUUGGAAAAAGUUGGAUGAGCGACCCUGGUAAGUCUGGAAAAGGCGUCUUCGGUAAAAGCAAGAGUACAAAGGGAGACUCCGGCAAGGCUGGAAAGGCUGACAAGAGUGACUCUGGAAAGAGCGUCUCAGGCAAAGGCAAGAGUUCAAAGGGGGACUCCGGCAAGACUGGAAAGGCUGACAAGAGUGACUCCGGGAAAUCCGGAAAAAGCGUUUCCGGCAAAAGCAAGAGUACAAAGGGAGACUCCGGCAAGGCUGGAAAGGCUGACAAGAGUGACUCUGGAAAGAGCGUCUCCGGCAAAAGCAAGAGUACAAAGGAAGACUCCGGCAAGGCUGGAAAGGCUGACAAGAGUGACUCUGGAAAGAGCGUCUCAGGCAAAGGCAAGAGUUCAAAGGGGGACUCCGGCAAGGCUGGAAAGGCUGACAAGAGUGACUCCGGGAAAUCCGGAAAAAGCGUUUCCGGCAAAAGCAAGAGUACAAAGGGAGACUCCGGCAAAGCUGGAAAAAGCGACAAUUCCGGAAAGGCUGGCAAGAGCGACUCUGGGAAAGCUGGAAAGAGCGAUGAUGAUGUCGGUGAUCAGUCUGGAAAGGCUGGUAAGAAUGACUCCAGCAAAUCUGGAAAAAGUGCCUCCGGCAAAAGUAAGAGCACAAAAGGAGACUUAGGCAAGGCCGGAAAGAACAACGAUGCUAUCGGUGAUCAGUCUGGAAAGGCUGGAAAGAUUGACGACGGUGUCAGUGAUCAGUCUGGAAAGGAUGACUCUGGCAAAUCUGGAAAAAGUUCCUCCGGCAAAAGCAAGAGUACAAAAGGAGACACUGGCAAAGCUGGAAAGAGCGAUGGCACUGUCGGCGAUCAGUCUGGAAAGGCUGGUAAGAAUGACUCUGGCAAAGCGGGAAAAAGCGAUUGGACUAUCGGGGAUCAGUCUGGAAAAAGUUGGAUGAGUAAUCCUGGCAAGGCUGGGAAGAGUGAUGAUGGUAUCGGUGAUCAGUCUGGAAAGGCCGCAAAGAGCAACUCUGGCAAAAUUGGGAAAAGUAACUCCGGCAAAAGUAAAAGCACAAAGGGGGACUCCGGCAAGGCUGGAAAGAACGAUGAUGCUAUCGGUGAUCAGUCUGGAAAGACUGGUAAAAGUGGCAAGUCUGGAAAGAGCGACGACGCUACCGGUGAUCAGUCUGGAAUGGCCUCCAAGAGCAACUCAGGCAAAUCCGGGAAAAGUGCCUCCGGCAAAAGUAAAAGCACAAAGGGAGACCCCGGCAAGGCCGGGAAGAACAAUGAUGCUAUUAGUCAUCAGUCUGGAAAGACUGGUAAAAGUGACUCUGACAAGUCUGGAAAGGACGAUUCGGGAAAGAAUAAUAGCGGGAGCACUGGGAAGAGCGGUUCCGGAAAGAACGGUAAGAUUGAUUCCGCAAAUGAUAGUACAGGAAAACCCGACUCCUCAACGGGUAAAUGGGCAGGCAAGACUGGCAAGAAUGAUAGCGGGAAAAUUGAUCAAUCUAGUCCAUCUGGAAAAGUUGACUCCGGAAACAAAGGAAGCAGUUCCAAGGGAAAGGUUUCAUCAGCUUCGCCUCCUACUGCAAUUUCCGUCGCUUUUGAGACUUCGAAUCCAUCACCCACGAAUAUUGCGAAUCUGAUACCAGUGGUAUCUAGUCCUUCGCUGGCACCUGAUACCGAUGCAAGCAUAUUUUCGACGCUUCUCCCAACUGCUGGGGUACAAUUGAUGGCUGCACAGCCUGUCUGCGAUUUGGACCUAGUUUUCUUGGACCAGUGCACUUUCGAGUGCCGCCAUGAAGUAUGCAAAGAGACACCGUACCGAAUGCAAAUGAAAUACAAUGGUGGUGGCUGUUAUGGCAUGAGCUUCAAGAGGUGUCUGGGCGACAAUCCUGACUACUGUUCCUGUGAUAAAGAAGAGCUUCCCUGUUCCGAGUGGAGUACCGGAAAUGUCUGUGCAGACUUCACCUCGGAUGGCAGAGUGUGCAAUUCGCAUGGUGUAACUUGCGCGGAGCAAAAUAAUAAGAAUCCCACCCCUGGAUGUGGCCCACCGGCUUCAACUGAAGCUCACACGGUGUACAUUGAAGCAUACGGAGAGAACGAGCUUUACUUCUCUGGACCUGUUAGUGUAAAUUCAACUUGGGAAGCGACCACCGAGGGCGAGAAAAUGUCAACGAACACCGCAAUUUUCACAUACGAAUGGAUUGAGGGUAUUGGCAAAGGCAAGAUACUACAACAAAUUCUCUUCCAAAGCUCUUGCUCUGAUGACAUGUCUGCAGGCGACCAAUUUGGAUCCCAGCAAUUGGUUGAAUUCGACUCAUUCUGCGAUAUUUCGUGCAGUGAUGGAGGCUGUAAGGAGGUGACAGAACUUGGGCACACUUUUGGACGUCGACGUGUAUCCAUGUACCUUGAAGAUGUGUCCUCCAUUCGCCUUGAUUUGGGAGCCGGCUCGUUCCACAGUAAUGUGGAAUUGGAGCACGUUCUAGCGAUGUAUACUCCAAGCGACUUCAGUGCGCCAUCCCAAGUCUUCAACUUUAGCGAUGCAAUCGGAGCGACAGUUCCCUCGACGAAGCGACUUGACGCGAAAGGUCUAGAGUUGUCUCCUGGAAAAGAAUACUCUAUUGCCGCCAUUGUAACUGGAUUUCUGAAUGGUGACAAAUCUCAACUUUGCAGUCAAGUUGCUCUGUCACAGCUAAAUUGCGACAAAAAGGCGACCCUACAGUGCAGUUGUCCUCCUUGCAUGGGGGCAAACGUAGCCGACCUUUUCGAUUAUGACGUUUCGACUGAGGGAGAAAAUCCUUUACCAACAUCCCCGUCAAAGGCACCGUCAAAGAGCCCACCAACUUCCUUUAACCCCGCAAGCAAAUCGAAUAAGGGCAGCGGAAAGAACAAUGGGAUCCCAGUGGCGGAUCCUAGUCCACCAUCGAAAUCGCCAUCGAAGAGUCCGCCAUCGGGUAAGUUGCCCAAAGAAACAGGAAAGCAGGAUGCCCCAAAAGACACCAAAAAGAUGAACGCAAUCACUCGAUCGGAUGGAAAGUAG
Molecule: messenger RNA, 8925 nt
Organism: Cylindrotheca closterium
Lineage: Eukaryota; Bacillariophyta; Bacillariophyceae; Bacillariales; Bacillariaceae
Source: the annotation of a GenBank genome assembly